AUGCCAGCAACCCCCGAGUCUCAGUCUGGCGGUGGCAGCCCGCCCUACAACCAGACCCCCCCGCCCACGGACUCCUCCAUCGUCAAGGUCACCCGGGGCCAUAGUUGCGUCCUCUGCCAGCAACGCAAGGUGCGCUGUGACAAGAGGAAGCCAUGCUCCAAUUGUGUCAAGGCCGGCGUCGAUUGCCGUAUCGUGCCACCCCAACCGCCACGCCGGAGGAAGAAGCGCGUCCCAGAGCGCGACCUCGUCGAGCGUCUGCGGAAAUAUGAGGCUCUGUUGUCUCAGAACGGCAUCGACUUUGACUCCCUAGGGCCCGAUAUCAAGAUCACCGACCCCGGCACUGCUGAGGAAGGUGACGAGUUGGAUCCCGACUUCAUGAGGCAGAGGGCCAGGGACUCGCCGUCCGGCACGAACCCGGAGCUGAUCUCAUCACCUGGAGAAAAUGUCCAUAGGCCCAGGACUUUCAAAUGGUUUCCCUUCCAGAAAGAUUUUCGACCGAGUGACGACGCUGCCCGGGACUCAUCAGAGGAAGAAGACGUCGGCUCCACCAUCAACGACGCCUUUGACAAGAUGUUUAACAACACGGACGGUUUUCCCUUUGUAGUCGGUGUCCAGCAUGAUAGCGUCACUGAUCUUCACCCGUCGGCCAUCCAGAUCUUCCAGCUGUGGCAGAUUUACCUGAACAAUGUCAACCCCCUCCUCAAGCUGACGCACUCGGCGACCCUGCAAGUCCGCAUAAUCGAGGCAGGCGCAAACUUAGACAAAGUAUCGAGGAGUCUCGAGGCCCUGAUGUUUGCCAUCUACCUGAUGGCCAUCACCAGUCUCAGUGACGAGGAAACGCGAGAAACAUUCAACGAGCCGAGAUCAGCACUGCUUGCCAAGUAUUACCAUGCGACACAGCAGGCCCUUCUGAACUCUGGCUUCAUGCGGAUGCCAGAUUUGACGUCGCUGCAAGCUUACUUGUUAUUCUGUUUCGGUAUACGACAAUAUACGGAUCCUCGGUCCUUGUUCUGCCUUACUGGAAUGGGUAUUCGCCUAGCACAUCGGCUGGGGUUGCAACGUGACGGCGCCCAGUUCGGCUUAUCGCCAUUCGAGGUCGAGCAGAGAAGAAGGCUGUGGUGGAACUUUGUUGGCCUUGACAGACGGAUCGGAGAGCAAUGCGGCUCGACAAUCACGGCAAUUUCCAGUGGUGGCAGUUGCAAGCUGCCCCUGAAUAUCAACGAUGGCGACCUACACCUCCACGCGAAAGACCCGCCGCCGCCUCAUCUAGGUGCCACCGAGAUGAUGUUCACACUUACGCGGCUUGAAUUUUCCAAGGCACCAGGAAAUGACAAGAUGCGAGCUCAGUUGUCAGCAGCGAACCCACAGGCAGUCACUAGCCUGGCCGACCAUCGUCUCGUGGGCUAUCUCGAACAGUUCGCUCAUUACAUGGAGGAGACAUACCUUAAGUUUUGCGAUCCCAAGAUCCCGAUACACUACAUGACACUCCUCAUGACCCGAGCCAACAUUUGCAAACUGAGGAUAUUCUCCGGGUUCCUUCGUGUUGCUAUUACGGCACCUUCGCCUUUACCAUCUGCCGAGUCUGAAGCCCUCUUCAUCGAAGCGAUCAAUAUGGUAGAAUACGACAGCAUGAUCCAGGCUCACGAAAGUCUUAAAGGCUUCCUCUGGUACACGAACAUGCAUGUCCCUCUCCCAGCAUACGUGUGUCUUCUCACCGAGCUGCGUCAUCGCACAACCGGUGAGCUGUGCGAGCGUGCGUGGGAGACUAUAUUCGAGCAUGCAGACCGGAGGAAGAUGACCACCCACACCCAAACCCCCCUCCACAUGGCUUUCAGUACCCUCUUUGUCAAAGCGUGGGAUGCGCGAGAAGCUGCCGAGGCCGCUCUGGGCCGUACACUGGCGCCUCCUCGGCUCAUCACACUCAUGCGGCAGAUCGAAGCUCGAAUGCCUAAAAAGACCAAGGACAAGACUCCCAUGCCAACUCCGUCACCGACGCUGACCGCUGCGAGCGGAGCUUUUGUCUCGGCACCUCCGCACACCGCUGGAACGGAAGCUAAUGUGCUACCGACUACGUCAAUGUAUGCGAACCCCGACAUGUUUGCCAGCAUGCCACCGGCGGACAUCAACAGGCAGUUCACAUCCGCAUUCCCAGACGUCAACUUUGGGGGCGAGAUGGACUGGAAUUACCUGGUGCAAGAGUAUAGCAGCUUUCUACCGCCGCAGAUGCCUGGCUACGGAGGUCCCAUGCCGGUGAUGCAGGAUCCCACUCAGGCUGGAGGUUGGCAGUAA
Anthostomella pinea is the source of this 2289-nucleotide messenger RNA. The record is from the annotation of a GenBank genome assembly. Lineage: Eukaryota; Fungi; Ascomycota; Sordariomycetes; Xylariales; Xylariaceae.